Molecule: messenger RNA, 748 nt
Organism: Hypoxylon fragiforme
Lineage: Eukaryota; Fungi; Ascomycota; Sordariomycetes; Xylariales; Hypoxylaceae
Product: mediator complex, subunit Med10
Exons: 2
Coding region: 97-651 (184 amino acids)
Biological process (GO): positive regulation of transcription by RNA polymerase II
Cellular component (GO): mediator complex; chromatin
Molecular function (GO): transcription coregulator activity
Source: RefSeq, a predicted model, not a curated record
GAGUUACAGCCCAAUAAAUAUCUACAUACGCUAGCGAAACAUAUCCUCGACCCCACGCAACACAGCCGCAUUCAUUCAUUCAUUCAUCCAUCCACCAUGGCACCCUCGCGCGUCGACCACGAUGCUCUCGAGCAACAACUCAAAGACACGAUCCAAACCCUCACGAACAUAAUGGUCCAAGUAGCCAACUACGACGCGACCUCCCCGUCCUCCCUCUCCUCCUCCUCCCCCCCAAACCCCAACCCCAACCCCAACCCCACCCUCUCCUCCUCCACCUCCUCCUCCUCCCCCCGCCCCUCCCGCGAAAUCAUAGCCUCGGAGCUGCGCACCCUCUCCACCAACCUCCAAGCCAUCCACGCCCUCUCCACCUCCCCCACCUCCUCCUCCCUCCCCAGCGUGCCCCCCGAGCUAGUCCAGUACGUCGACAACGGCCGCAACCCCGACAUCUACACGCGGGAGUUCGUCGAGCUCGCGCGCCGCGGCAACCAGCUCAUGCGGGGGAAGCAGCUCGCCUUCGCGGGGUUCCGCGACGUGCUGGCCGCGCAGAUGGAUCGCGCGAUGCCUGAGUUGCGGGCGGAUGUGCGGAGGGUUGUUGAGGUUACGGGCGUGGGGAGUGCGGUAGGGACGGGGACGGGGGUGGUGAAGAGGUGAGCGUGCGUUGGGAGGUGGUGAGGUGGGAAAGAGGGGGGGGGGUGGCUAGGUACGCAUCGUAUCGCAUUGCGCGUGGACACCGCCACCUAACCAGUAG